Molecule: messenger RNA, 561 nt
Organism: Fraxinus pennsylvanica
Lineage: Eukaryota; Viridiplantae; Streptophyta; Magnoliopsida; Lamiales; Oleaceae
Source: the annotation of a GenBank genome assembly
AUGGUAGCCUCGUCAUCGUCUAUGUCAACAUCAUCUUCAUCCACCGACGCAUCUGCCUCCCCCUCCAACCGCCGCCAACACCACCGUCGCCGCCACAAACGAGAUCGAAAACGAGACAGAGACGGAGACUCCCUCAAAGUGCGAAAAAAGCGUCGGUCCCACACAAAACGACGUAGUAGACGUCAUUCCUCUGUUGACAACCACUCUUCUUCUUAUUCAUCGUCUUCCGAAGAUUACAGUUCUACUGACAGUGAACAUGAAACAUCUCAUCAUUCCAAGAGGCACAAACAGAACAGACCCAGAAAGAUCAAAGAUAAAGAGAAAAAGAAAACUCAUCAGCACAAACGUCAUAAGCAUAAAGAUAAAGAGAAGCCGCAGGAAGAGAAUAGUGGUCCUGUACAGCUCUCCAAGUUCUUGGGAAGGGACAAAGAUGACGGUGUACGUCGCAGUGUUGUCUCAGGCAAAAAGAUUCAAUUGAAGCUCGAGAAAACAAAGGAGGACAAGUUAGCAGAGAACAAUCGAAAUGAAUUGCUGAAAUUCUUGAAUGCGAGUUAUGAUUGA